AGUCAUCAACCGAUCUGAUGUGGAAAAAAUUAUUACAACGUAUAUAAGCCUGAUCUUGACUGUCAUGCAUCAGUUUAGUUGUAAACAAGAUAUCGAACGUUCCAUCGAGAUGCAUAAAGUAAUUUUUGUUUUGUUCGCCGCUCUGGCCAUUCUCUCCGCAACCACCUUCGCUGCGGACCUCGUUUGCGACAGGAGGAACGAGGAGUACGCGUGUGGAUCUGCUUGCCAAACCACUUGCUCGAAUCUUAAUGAAAAUUGUCCCAUCGUUAAUAUCAGAUGCAACGACGCCUGUUACUGCAAGGAGGGUUACGCCAGGAUCAGAGACGACAACUCCCCAUGCAUCCCCAUAGAACGUUGCCCUAAGAAAGGACGUAAGCCAAGCAGGUUGACACGCUUGAUAAAUCUUCACGCGUAAUUAUCGCAAACGUAAUAGCUCGGCAAAUGUGACCUCGAUCCCCCACCUCCGUAGACCCGUGUCUAUUUUUCCGUUUCGUGUGGAAACACAGAUAACACCGUGUUUCAUACUUGAGUUGCAUUUAUUUUUUUCGGAACUGCAUCUCGCGAGAUAAUUGCGACGCAACGGAAUCAUUGCGGCGCUAUGCAGCUAUAACUUUGUCUGCGACGAAAGAUAAAGUAAACGAGGUAUACAAAGCAUUCAAACAUCGAAUCUAAUUAACGAAAAUACAAUGUUUAUUUAUGUAAUU
Molecule: messenger RNA, 704 nt
Organism: Hylaeus anthracinus
Lineage: Eukaryota; Metazoa; Arthropoda; Insecta; Hymenoptera; Colletidae
Product: inducible metalloproteinase inhibitor protein-like
Exons: 3
Coding region: 65-415 (116 amino acids)
Source: RefSeq, a predicted model, not a curated record